This is a messenger RNA of Aplysia californica (California sea hare), 2228 nucleotides long. RefSeq lists its product as uncharacterized. Gene Ontology annotation, molecular function: protein dimerization activity; DNA-binding transcription factor activity, RNA polymerase II-specific; RNA polymerase II transcription regulatory region sequence-specific DNA binding. The transcript has a single exon. Gene Ontology annotation, biological process: regulation of transcription by RNA polymerase II; developmental process. Lineage: Eukaryota; Metazoa; Mollusca; Gastropoda; Aplysiida; Aplysiidae. The record is from RefSeq and is a predicted model, not a curated record. Bases 504 to 1742 code for a protein of 412 amino acids.
UUUACUCACAGAGCGGUCUAAAGCCCAUUGACUGCAUUUGGAUUUCGUGACGCCAUAGAGGUGAAAGCUUAGCCGGAUCAAAGCCGGCGGAGAGGACACAGUUUUGAAAUGCAUGUCAGCCUGUGAGGCGAAGUUUGCGUAACUUGCAAACUCGAGCGCCGGCGUGUGUGUUCUUUUGAGUGUUUUAUUUUUCGAGCCUGGACACCAAUGUGACAGAGUUGUUGGAGCCUUGAGCCGCUGGUUGUCCCCAAUGGAGAAAGCAGGUGUCAGAUUAUAGAGCACUUCGAGGGGCAAUAGUAUCAGGGCUGACAAAUGCACUGGGACUGAAAGAAGUAUAUUCUUUGGAGAAAAAAAAACUAUGUUAGUGUGAAAUAAUAUUGUGUAGCACUGUGAUUGCAAACUUGAAAGAUAAAAACUUUUCGGUGCCUUUUUUGUGGAUUAAAUUUCUUGCAAAAAAAGACAGAGACUUGCAGAAAAGAAAGACCAAUUAUCUUUUUUUAAAAAUGAAAAGAAAAGUGUAUGUAAAGCAGUUGCAUCAACUAAAGGCAGCUCAGGCUACCGCUAACCAGAUCAAAAAGAAGGCAAGAGAAAUGAGUUGUAUACCUUCUAACACGCCUCAAAAUACUACUUCUGUUAUCAAAAGGAGCACGAGGAAUUCUGUAAAUAAGAAUAGCGAUUCGCCACCAACCGCCCUUCCUAACGUAGGCGUCCUUAUGAGAGGUAGUAGCAGCAGUAGUAGAGAACGGCAGAACUGCGUGCACGAAGAGCCCUCUAGUAGUGGAAGUUCUGCGUCCCGGGUCACCUCGGAGCAGAGGAGAAAGAUGAAGGGAGAUGCCAUUCCCACAGUGGUCGAGGCUACCUCAGCGGAUAUACCAUUGGGGUCUGAGCCCACGGAGCAACCUGACGACGUGGACAACGCCGUUAAUGGUGACCCGGUCCGGCCACUGUACGAGGCGCCUCCUUCAUACACGUACCUGACAGCGGCAACCAACGUCAAAUAUGGCGCAACAUCUGCAUCAGAGCCGGCUCACGGGUCAGACCCAGACCAGUAUGGGGUGCCGCCCGGUAUGAACUAUGUUAUAGUCCCUAGCGUUGUGGACUCAGUCCCGACCAGCGCCCCUCCUCAGUACACACAAACUGUUCUUGAAAGAUCCACUUUCGGAGACCAUAGUAACUUCACUCACCCUGUACCUUACCCCAGCACCAUAGCGUGUCACCAGGAACCUUUCGAAGGAAGGUCACAUGAUGUAAAAUCUGGUCAUUCUACGGAAGAGAACGGCGAUUCCUUAGGGAGCACAGAAACGUACUCUUACCCAAACCACGCCACUACGUGGGAGCAAGAAAAUGGCCGCUAUGUGAGCUAUACGUGGAAGAACCACGACGUGGACGUCUACAACAACAACAAUGACGUCAGUCUCACAAACAACAACGUGCAGUACAAUGUUACAUCUCCUCAAGAGGGCAUGAAGAGAAGAUCUUCCAGCCACAUACGUGACGCUUCCAUGAUAAAACUGUCUUCCAGCUCGUCUCGGCGCAGACGGAAGAGGGUUCAAACCCCAGUCCAGCGCUCAGCAGCUAACAUGAGAGAGCGCCGAAGAAUGUGUCACUUGAAUGUAGCCUUCGACCGUCUGAAAGAGCGCCUCCCCAAUGUGAAGGAUAAGAAGAAACUGUCGAGAAUACAGACACUUAAAGCUGCUAUCUACUACAUCCAUCUCUUGAGGGAUUCUCUCAACAUGUGCUAAUAUGAAGCGGAAUAAUUCGGAACUUUGGUGUUGAUGAUUUGUCUUGUAUUACUCUUUUUUGUUAAUGAUCUAGAAUGAUGUUACAUGCGUUUAAUCACCUCUUGUUUUCAUGCCAAAAAAAUUUAGCCCAGAUACUGCUCGUGUCAAUGAAAGGUGUUACUGUGACAUUGGUCUGCGUUGUGUUAAGAGACGUUGGCAACAAAUGUCUGUUUGUUUGUUUUACUUUUAUGAAUCGUUCCCUGUCGUCUCCUCAUUAAUUUUUACCGUUUGAGCUUCCGGAUUUCCCCUUUUUUCUGUAGACACGUAGUAUAAGAAAUUGUAUUAUACAUUAUAGAGUUGAGACAUUUUUACUAUUUUUGGAAAAUACAAAAACACGUCCUCACAGCAAAAGUGCAGAAAUAUAUACAUAGGGUUGCCGGUAUGGAAAAUUUACCUUUAAAGCCCAAGGGUGUAAGAAAGAUUUGAAGACGUUUCACCAGUAAAGGA